This is a messenger RNA of Aspergillus calidoustus, 3597 nucleotides long. The record is from the annotation of a GenBank genome assembly. Lineage: Eukaryota; Fungi; Ascomycota; Eurotiomycetes; Eurotiales; Aspergillaceae.
AGUUAAGUGGGAAAACAGUGCUGGGCGACGCGGGCGUGUGAUUGGUGUUCCUGAGACCUCAACCCCGCACUAGUCCGCUUCGGGGUCCAAAUCUCCGACCAGAACGACCCAAGUUCAUCGGAACUCUUUCCACAUCCACUUCUCGACGCUAAGCUUAGCGAGCCACGCUUCCAGGGCCCUGGCCUGAUUCUAGCCAACAAGGCAGUUGGUCGGCGACUCGGCUUCAAUCAUGGUUUGGGCGUGAUGGGAGACUCCAAGAGGCGUCGCCGUGGCUGUUGUUCAAAUCCACAUGGGAGGGUAUACGUUUUACAUUUCUUACUUUGGAAACAUGGUAACUCGACUGUCAAGAGGCUGAUCUGCCCUUAUGAGGCUCUGCCGCUCUGCCUUGCUCGGGAACUGUCCGUCCAGGCACAACCCGCUCCACUUCGAAUAGACGACCCAUGGCUUGGUCGCUUUUGUACCAAGCCGACGAUGGGUCGUUCAGUGAGUUAGACUGCCGGGCUUUCCCCGUUGACUGGCUCAAUGCACAUCUUGCCCCAUGAAAACACCGGACCCUCCUCAGAGAGGCCUUAGGGUGCUGUGCCGCAGCCAGUUCUCAUUUCCCAUGACGGAGGCUUAGCAUGACUCGGGCCAUCAUGGCUACUGGAGGCUACACUAGAUAGGCCAAUCGCUGUGCGGCUCUGUAAUCAUACGCCAGAAUUUGCAAUCUCCCAGUCGGCGGGCAUUCAUAUAUUACUCGCUCCUCUCCCCUAAUCGUAGUUCUCUCGCCAACUGUCUUUCGCUGUAGGGGCCGUACGAGCAGACGUUUGUCUGCGUCCUUUCUUUGAUUCGAACACUGUCCACUGGUACACAACCAGCAGUCAUUCAUUCUAAUCAUGCUUUUCAAGCCACUUACUUUCGUUUCGGCCAUUUCGGGCCUGGCCUCGCUUGCCUCUGCUUUUGUUCCGGAGGCGAAGUCCAAUGUUGCCAUCUACUAUGGUCAAGGCUUUAAUCAGCCGCGCCUCGCCGAGUUCUGUGGCUCAACGGCGUUCGAUAUUAUUAAUAUUGGGUUCAUCAACUCGUUCCCCGACCAGAACCCUUUGACUGGGCUGCCCGGCAGUGACUUUGGAAAUCAAUGCUGGGCUGAUACCUACUGGGUCAACGGAUUACCAUCCCAGCUGAAAUCGCACUGCGCAACCUUGGUGGAUGACAUCAAAACGUGUCAGGAAGCCGGCAAGAAGAUCUUCCUGUCCCUCGGUGGUGGCCACAACUCGUACAAGCUUGACUCUAUCCAAUCCUCGACCAACUUCGCCAACUGGCUGUGGGGAGCCUUUGGACCCAAGAGAGAUAACUGGGUGGGCGAAAGCAAGCCUCGUCCCUGGGGCGAUAUCGUCGUCGAUGGGUUUGACUUUGAUAUCGAGUACAACGGUGACCUUGGGUAUGCCAACAUGAUCAAGGUGCUUCGAAAGCGCUUCAGUGAAGACCCUGACAAGACCUACUACAUCUCUGCCGCUCCCCAGUGCGCCAUUCCUGACGAGCAACUCGCUGUUGCCAUCAAAAACGCACCCAUCGAUUUCGUUUGGGUUCAGUGGUACAACACCCGCCCUUGCUCUGCCCGUGACUUUGUGGAUGGCACCAAGAACGGCUUCAACUUUGAUCAGUGGGUGGAUGUCAUCAAGGCGGGCGCCAAUCCUAAUGCAAAGCUUUAUGUUGGACUGCCUGCGAGUAAGGGCGCAGCGAAUGCAGGUUUCUAUCUCACCCCUGAAGAGGUCAAGCCGUUGGUGAAGAAGUACAUGAAUAAGUAUCCCAAGACAUUUGGAGGUGUCAUGCUGUGGGAAGCCACGGAGUCGGAGCGCAACCAGAUCAAUGGUGUGAGCUAUGCGGAUAACAUUAGGGAGAUCCUGUUCGGUCUUGACCCCAACCAUCCGAUCCCCACCAUUUCAACUCCCACCCCGACUCCUACCCCUACUACGACCACCACUUCCACCACUUCGACUACCACCACCACCACCACGACGAGCACGACGACAACUACUACCUCGUCGACCACCUCAUCGACCACUUCGUCCACCACUUCGUCUACCACUACCACUACCCCUACCCCCACCCCUACCACGACUACGACGACGACAACUUCUCCAAGCACCACGUCCACCACGACGACCUCGACGUCGACCAGCUCCAGCACCACGACGACCUCAAGCACCACUACGUCGACCACUUCAACUACGUCAAGUACUCCUGUAGUGUCUGAGACUCCUAGCACCACUCCCUCUGGAUCUAGUACCUCGACCAGCACCUCGACCAGCACUUCAAGCACUCCAGUGAUACCAACAACUCCUUCUACCACUGUUACGCCGACCCCGACAAACACCCCGUCUGCCACCGAGACUGAUACCGAUUGCUCUGAGACCGAAUCGAGCACGUCUUCCUCGACGAGCAUUGUUACUCUGACUGUCUUCCCGACACCGCCCACUUCCAGCUCUGCCAGGCCUACCAGCACCGAUACAGAUGACUGCACCGGGACUACCGAGACCAUUUCCUCGAGCGCUUCCCAGACAACUAGCCACUCGACAAGCACGCCCGUGAUUCCGACCACGUCGUCUUCCACCACGAGCACACUUUCAGGCACAAAGCCUCAGACCCCCACCCUAAGCGGGUCCGGAGUGCCAACCUCGUCCGAGACCACCGGCACAAGCACGACCAAGACUACCACCGAGGGUGGCACUACCAAGCCCCCUGCCACGCAACCCACCAACACCGGCUCUGUCACCUCCAAGCCUACCACCACGGAGCCGGCCAUGACCACCACCAUCAUCGUGACCUCGUACACAAGCAUCUGCCCUACCGGGUUCACUACGAUCACGACGACUCUGACGUCAACUUACUGCCCCUGCACUGCCACGGCGACAGCCACUCACCCUGGAUCCGGCUCCCCAACCGACACCCCCGACAUCCCCGAGGGCUGGACCACAACCGUUACCGUCUGCACCGUCUGCGCCGCGACUCCCACGACCGUUACUCUGACUCUGCCCCCAACAACCCCAGCUCAGCCCACCGAUGUCUCCGGCGGUGAGUACCCAAGCGGCAGCGGAAGUGACAGCGUCCCAACCAACCCUGGUCCCGGCUCCGGUCCAGGCCCCGCAACCACCAGCAGGCCCGUGAUCGGUGGAGGCUCAGGCAACGGUGGCGGCAACUACCCGUACCCAUCCUCGACCUUCAACAUCCACCCGUCCAGCUCCCGCCCUGUCGUCCCCGCUCCUAGCGGAACCCAGGAUGGCGAGUCUCCGGCCUUCACGGGUGCCGCUUCCCGCGCUUUCGGUUUGGCUCAGGGUGUUUCCGUCCUUGUGGCCUUUGCGCUCUCUUUUGUGCUUAUUAUUUAAAUUUAGCUCUCUCUGCUCCCAUGAAGGAAAUGUUUUUCCAGAAUGGCUAGAUAAGAUGAGAUGGAAUGAAAGAGGAAGAGGAGGGAAAUGCGUAUGUUGUUAUGUAUUAAAGAACUUAGUAUGUAUAGUUUGUAAUGUAAGUAUCCUGGAUGCUGUGAUAUGAAUUUGCCUUCGUCAUGAACCACGUGUGUAUAUAAGCGAGAGUUAUGAUCGUCAAUAGAUGUUGUGUUCAUAC